AUGAAUGAAGCUUUAAACGUUCGAAUUUCAGCAACGAAAACGUUGCAUUCCGUUUCUUCUUCUCCUCUGCCUUUUUCCUCGCACGUCCAUCUCGUGUCCGUAAAGGACAGCCCGACGGCGUUUCUCUUCGCGCAUUUCGUGCACGAAUGCCUCAAAAUCCAACGCAACGACAAAAAGAACGAAGACGAGGAGGACUCUGACGAUGAUGAGAACAACAAAGACGAGGAUACGAAGAACGAGAGGAACGCGACGAAAACAACAAAAACGAGCAGCUCGAGGACAUCGAAAAGAAAAAGAGCUGCAAUAGUGUUCGUGGAAACGAUGAAACCGUUCGAAACUUCAAUCAGUCCGCACUUGAGGAGGAAAAAAGCUGAAUUUUUGUACCAAAAAAAGGAAAAAUUUGGGAUCGAAUCCAUCGAUUGUUGGUCGACACCAAUGGCGUUUAAUUUCAACGAUGACGAUGAUAAAGAAGAAGAAGACGAAAAGGAGGAGAAUGUGUUUACGGUGAAUGGCGCGCGUUCGAGUGCAACGUCGAGUUUAGAUGGUUUGUAUGAUUUGAUCGCGAAGAAGGUAUCGGGGACGGUCGGAGACGAUACUAUCGGAAGAACGAUGGAAGAGUGUAGCAGAAAUGGUGGUGCGAGUAUUUUUAUCGACUCGUUGGACGUGUUAGCGGCGAGAACGAGCGAGAAAGCGGUCGUGCGGUUCCUCGUGCGGUUGAGAGCGAUGGAGAAUGUGGCUUUAGUGACGGGGUGCCAGGCGGCGGAGGAUGUCGAGGAUGGAUUCUUAGACGAGGACGACAGAGAGCGCGGGACGAUGCAAUUACUGAUUGAAAACUUAGCCGACGUGACGUUGACGACGUCCAAGUUACCUUCCGAAGGUGGUAAUAAAGGUGAGUUGGUCAAGGUUGUCACGAGACAUCGAACGGUGGAUUCCAAGUAUUUAGACUGGGACGGGAGCGUCGUGGAUGGAAAUAGAACUUUAUUGGACGAAGAGAAUGGUGGCAGUCGACGACCGGGCGGAAAGUUUUCGCACGUCACUGCUGGCAUUAGUAGUGGUAGAAAUUUUGACGACGACGACGACGACGAGUUGACGUUCUCUUUAACGACUGAGUGCGUGGCGACGAUUUCAGAGCUCGGCGCGAAAUGCGAGCGAUAUAGUUUCAGCUUGUAG
Messenger RNA from Bathycoccus prasinos, 1170 nucleotides. RefSeq lists its product with no specific name. The record is from RefSeq and is a predicted model, not a curated record. The coding region runs from base 1 to 1170 and encodes 389 amino acids. NCBI's taxonomy places the organism in Eukaryota, Viridiplantae, Chlorophyta, Mamiellophyceae, Mamiellales, Bathycoccaceae. The transcript has a single exon.